UUGAACCCAACGUCUCUUCAAUUCUCUCUGUUUCGGUUUCAAUUUUCUCUUCUCUUGAAAGAUUACAUGGCGGAUGCUGAUGUGUUGAAGGCCAAGAAAAAAGCAUUCUUGAGGAGAAAAGAAUGCAUAAAGAGGAAGACUAUGGAAUUGUCAACUUUAUGUGAUGUGAAAGCCUGCGCAGUGAUUUUAGGCCCCGAUGGACAGAUUGAUUCUUGGCCGGAGAAUCGUAGUGAAGUGCAGGAGGUGAUCAAUUUGUACCAAAACGGGUCUCGUAAUAAAAAGCGGAAGCAACAAUAUGAUGAUAGGGGUUGUAACAAGAAGAAGGUUUUGGGUGGUGAUGAAGGGACUUCGAAUCCGGAAGAAUUUCUGAAAAAGAUUGAUGCCAAAUUGGGUGAAGUCAAGAAACGGAUUCAGUUUCUCAGGUCCAAAGAACAAGAAAUCGAACCAGGCUGGCCUCAAAAAGAUUCACAAAAUUUGGGCUCACAUUCUAAUGUUGGAAUGCUGGAUUUUGGAAAUCAGUUGCCUGUGGAUAUCGGUGGCUUUACUAGCAAUUUUCAUUCUACAAAUUUCGGACCAGGAACCAGCUUUCAGUCAUCACAGGCAGCCUUCUCUCAGCUUCAACAGCAGCUGCACAUGGAGCAGCCAUGGAACUGUAUUGAUUCUCCAUUCUCAUCGGAUUUGAAUACGGAGUGUACAUGCGAGACGUGCACUGCGAAGAGCAAUCUCCGCGCUACGUUUGAGAUAUGUGGUCUUCGCGAUGCUUGCUCUCCGUGCAACACGAAUUUAAAGUAA
Messenger RNA from Olea europaea var. sylvestris, 792 nucleotides. Its product is annotated as agamous-like MADS-box protein AGL75. Bases 67 to 792 code for a protein of 241 amino acids. NCBI's taxonomy places the organism in Eukaryota, Viridiplantae, Streptophyta, Magnoliopsida, Lamiales, Oleaceae. Gene Ontology annotation, molecular function: DNA binding; protein dimerization activity. The transcript has 3 exons. The record is from RefSeq and is a predicted model, not a curated record.